AUGUGGCAGCCUUUAUCAUUUCUGUCGAGCGUAUACCGCCUUGAGGCACUCGACACUCGCCUCGUCACUUCGACGUCGCUGCCGUACAAGCCGGCAGCACCAGGCGAUGAAGCGAUCGCCCAUAAGAAGCAAUCGCAGCCCCAUUCCGGCGUCGAGGGCCGCGCCCAGCCCGCGAAAUGGAAGACUCCCGAGUUUAUAUUCUACUAUGUCUUCCUCAUCGUGGUAAUUCCGUACAUGUUCUGGGUAGCGUAUGAUGUUUCCAGACCAUCUGACCCCCGGUAUCCCAAAUAUGAACACCUGCUUGCUCCCGGCUGGAUUCCGGGCCGCAUGAUCGAUGCCUCGGACCCGCAAUACCACACCUUCCGUACCAACCUCCCUUACAUGGGCGCCCUCCUAAUCGUCCAUCCUCUCCUCCGCCGCUUGUACAACAUACUCCGCCCCGUCUCACCAGACACUCGAUCGCCCACUGACCGGGGUGAAGCCCGCCUCCAGCAGCGAGUAUCCUUUGACGCCAUCUUUGCGCCGAUCCUGCUUCUGGCCCUGCAUGGCUUCUCCGCAUUCAAAGUUCUCCUGAUCCUCUAUGUCAACUAUACAUUGGCGACGACGCUACCCAAGCAACACAUCCCGGCCGCAACAUGGAUAUUCAACAUUGGCAUCUUGUUUGCCAAUGAGUUAUGCAGCGGCUAUAGGUUCAAAGAUAUUGCAACCUUUCUGGGGAGCAGCGAUGGGCUGCUUCACAGGACCGGGGAGUGGAUGGAUAGCUGGGGAGGUAUUUUGUCUCGUUGGGAGAUACUUUUCAACAUUACCGUACUCAGGCUCAUCAGCUUCAACCUCGACUACUACUGGAGUCUAGACAGGCGAAGCAUGAGUCCAAUAGAGGAGAGAGCUGACAAACAAAGGAAGAGACAAGAGGAUCCUGCCAACCUCUCGGAGCGGGAGCGCGUCUCGACGCCGGCUAAGCCACGGGACUAUUCUUUCCGCAACUACCUUGCCUAUGCUAUCUACGCACCUCUCUACCUCGCUGGUCCCAUUCUGACCUUCAACGACUACGUUGCCCAGCAGCGCCACCAGGUCAGCGGCAUCGAGACGCCACGCACUUUGCGGUAUGCGCUGCGGUUCGUCCUUGCCCUGCUGGCCAUGGAGGUAGUGCUGCACUUUGACUACGUCGGCGCCAUCAGCCAGGCGCAGCCCGUGUGGGGCAGCUACACGGCGGCCCAGCUGUCACUUCUCUCAUACUUCAACCUGCAUCUCAUCUGGAUGAAGCUGAUGCUCGCGUGGCGGCUGUUCCGCCUCUGGGCCCUCCUCGACGGCGUGGACCCGCCCGAGAACAUCAUCCGCUGCGUCAGCAACAACUACAGCACCCUGUCCUUCUGGCGCGCAUGGCAUCGCUCCUACAACCGCUGGCUGAUCCGCUACAUGUACGUGCCGCUCGGCGGCGCCGACUUUCGCUCCCGCAAGGCGGCCGCCAGGUCCAUAGUUACCUACCUCGUCAUCUUCACCUUUGUGGCCCUGUGGCACGACAUACAGCUCCGCCUGCUCAUCUGGGGUUGGCUGAUCGUGCUCUUCUUCAUCCCCGAGGUCGCCGCUGCCUAUUUCUUCCCCGCCCAAGCCUGGGCCGACCGCCCGACGGCAUACAGGAUGAUGUGCGCGGCUGGCGCUGUCAUCAAUGUGCUGAUGAUGAUGUCGGCGAACCUGGUUGGGUUUGCGGUCGGCCUGGACGGGCUGGAGAGCAUUCUGAAGGGAAUCUUUCAUGACUUUUCCGGCUUAAUGUUCCUGGGGAUGGCAUGUUUGACAUUAUUUGUGGGCAUCCAAAUCAUGUUCGAGGUACGAGAGUCAGAGAUGAGAAAAGGCAUACGCCUUAAGUGCUAG
Molecule: messenger RNA, 1869 nt
Organism: Pyricularia pennisetigena
Lineage: Eukaryota; Fungi; Ascomycota; Sordariomycetes; Magnaporthales; Pyriculariaceae
Exons: 5
Coding region: 1-1869 (622 amino acids)
Biological process (GO): GPI anchor biosynthetic process
Cellular component (GO): endoplasmic reticulum
Source: RefSeq, a predicted model, not a curated record